Messenger RNA from Apodemus sylvaticus (European woodmouse), 1570 nucleotides. RefSeq names its product protein-L-isoaspartate (D-aspartate) O-methyltransferase domain containing 1 (gene Pcmtd1). The transcript is spliced from 6 exons. The coding region runs from base 207 to 1280 and encodes 357 amino acids. The record is from RefSeq and is a predicted model, not a curated record. Gene Ontology annotation, biological process: protein modification process. Gene Ontology annotation, molecular function: protein-L-isoaspartate (D-aspartate) O-methyltransferase activity. NCBI's taxonomy places the organism in Eukaryota, Metazoa, Chordata, Mammalia, Rodentia, Muridae. Gene Ontology annotation, cellular component: cytoplasm.
GCCUACGCAGGCUCGUGACGCGGGGGCUGGGACGGGGCUUCGGGGACUGAGCGGGCGCUGCUGCUGUGCGAGCGUCUUCUGCGUCUUUGGUUUAAUUUAUUUUUGGAAAUCAAGUUCAAUAUUAAAAAGAAAAAAAGCACACAUUAUUGGAAGCCAUUUCUACUAAUUCGUUACAUUUUAACUUAUGAUUUGAUUUGAAUACUGUCAUGGGAGGAGCUGUGAGUGCUGGGGAAGAUAAUGAUGACUUAAUUGAUAACCUUAAAGAAGCUCAGUACAUCCGAACUGAAAGAGUAGAGCAAGCCUUCAGAGCCAUUGACCGCGGAGAUUACUAUCUGGAAGGCUACAGAGACAAUGCUUACAAAGACUUAGCCUGGAAGCACGGGAACAUACACUUGUCAGCACCUUGCAUUUAUUCUGAAGUUAUGGAAGCUUUGAAACUUCAACCAGGAUUAUCUUUUCUUAACCUGGGAAGUGGAACCGGAUAUUUAAGUACAAUGGUGGGCUUAAUUUUAGGUCCUUUUGGAAUAAAUCAUGGGAUUGAACUUCAUUCAGACGUGGUGGAGUAUGCCAAGGAAAAACUGGAGAGCUUCAUCAAAAAUAGUGACAGCUUUGAUAAAUUUGAAUUCUGUGAACCCGCAUUUGUGGUGGGUAAUUGCCUUCAGAUAGCUUCUGACAGUCAUCAGUAUGAUCGGAUUUACUGUGGCGCUGGAGUCCAGAAGGACCACGAAAACUACAUGAAGAUCUUACUCAAAGUUGGAGGCAUAUUGGUCAUGCCCAUAGAGGAUCAGUUGACACAGAUUAUGCGGACUGGACAAAACACUUGGGAAAGUAAAAAUAUCCUUGCGGUUUCCUUUGCACCACUAGUACAGCCUAGUAAGAAUGAUAACGGCACACCAGACUCUGUGGGACUCCCCCCGUGUGCUGUCAGGAAUCUCCAAGACUUGGCUCGUAUUUACAUUCGGCGUACCCUUAGAAACUUCAUAAAUGAUGAAAUGCAGGCCAAGGGGAUUCCACAGAGGGCUCCACCCAAGAGGAAAAGAAAGAGAGUUAAACAGAGAAUUAAUACUUACGUAUUUGUAGGUAAUCAGCUUAUCCCUCAGCCUCUAGACAGUGAAGAGGAUGAGAAAAUGGAAGAAGACAGCAAAGAAGAAGAGGAGAAGGAUCCCAGCGAAGCCAUGAAGCGCGAGGAGCCACCUCAGAACCUGCUGAGGGAGAAGAUAAUGAAGCUGCCACUGCCGGAGUCUUUAAAGGCUUACUUGACAUAUUUUCGAGACAAAUAACUUAAAACGAGGAAGAAUGCCUACUGAUAAACUCCCUUACUCUUGUAAAUGUAGUGUUAAUUAGGAGCUAGAGAAUUACUUCAUUAGAAUGAAUUAUUGUAGAAAAAAAGCAUAAGUUAUUUCUCUUAAUGACAGAAAUGAUGUAUUCAGUGAUUUAAAAGAGUCUCUUUCCUAAAAUCUAUUUUUCUUAAAUCUUGAAGAAUUACUGUUUUGAUUUCAAAGUGGGAUGGAUCAAUACUAAGAACUUUGUAUGCAGUACUCUUUCUGGUUCUUUGUGGAUUUGUAGUAUU